AUGGAAGUGCGCGCCCAGCUGGAGGCAGCGGCGGCCGCCCCGCCGCCCCAGGACGCGGUGUGCAUGGAGGAGUUUGCGAGUCAAGAGGGGAAGGGACUUAGAGAGCCGCUGUUGUGCACAGAUGAAAAUGGGAACCUUGAGAGUGAGGUUGGAGCCAGAAGUAGUGUGGUGUCCGUUCUCCACACCGUCAUUAUGGAAGAAAAGAUGGGGCAGAUCCUGGCGAAAGAAAGGGAGAAUGAUGUUGGAAAGCAGGAGCAGGCAGGGGACUGUUACAUAGGACAAGGCGCAGGGUCCCCGGCUCCACAGUCGUCAGCUUUGGAUAGUCACCAGCUCAAUUUUGUCACUAUAUACAGGCACCUGCCAAACUAUGCCAGCAAUAUAAACCCCGAUCCCCCUGUUCCAGAAGCUGAACUGAACCAAGAAUUCAUUAAUCAGCCGAAGCCACAAAUCCCAGCAGAAGUAUCCUGCCUUAAAGUUUUGGAAAAGGGGAAUGUGAAAAGAAGAAGCGAUGCCGUUUUCACUGCUGGUUCUCUGAAAGCAUCUUCGGCUGCUUUGGAGGAACAGAGUCAGGGUAUGAGCCAAAACCUAAGUCAUGCUAUGCGCAGAUCGGCCAGAUGCGCUGCAGCCAGCUGUGUGGGUCAGCAGUCCUCCAAAGCCUCUUCGUUCCAGACAGCCAAGGGCAAGCAGGAGGGAGCCAAUGAGAAGAAAGAACCACCAAAAGCUCCAGUGGAGCCUGCUCCACCUGCCCAGAAAAAGACACGCACGUUCUACAGUGCUGAACAGCUAGAGGAGCUGGAGAGAACGUUCCACGAGGACCAUUAUCCGGACAGCGAGAAGCGGCGCGAAAUUGCUGCUGCUAUCAGCGUGACCCCACAGCGUGUUAUGAUCUGGUUCCAGAAUCGCAGAGCCAAGUGGAGGAAAACAGAGAAAUUGACGGUGAAAAGCAGCAAGAAAUGUUCAGUCGCAACAUUGGCUUUGUCAAUAGGCCGUCAACAAAGUUCUCAGGGUAUAACUCUGCUGCCUGCACCCCCCGUAUCUGACAUGGUGCACGAUGAGCCUGCUGCACUCAUGAUGGAUGCCGCACCUGAUGCCAACUAUUCUAACAUGCUCAGUGGGUCGGCCGUGCCACUGUCCGCCUCCUCAGUCGACUCUGCUGCUGGCAGAACAACCACAUAUGACUCCGUCCAGACGAAAGAUAUCUCCCAGGGCAUGUUCAGUUCCUUCAAGAAAGAAAUCUUUCCUCCCGUUCCAAGUCCUCCACCCAUUCGUAGAGCCAGCCUCCCAUUCAGCAUGGUGUUUAACCCAAACAACCACAUUGUUCCACUGAUGCUGGAUACCCCCAGCAGUGAAUAUAGUCCUUCUAGCCAGGAAAGUAGCUGCAGUGAGGUCUUUGCCUACAGCAUCCAGAACCAAAGCGUCGACGCUCCUGUGCAUUGCAGUUACCCUGAACAGCUGGAACCUACUGCUAACCUAGAGACCCCAUAUUACCACCCCAAUAGCCAGCCUGGGGUUUACCAGUUCAGCCAGUAUCCUCAGCACCAGGUGUCCCAGUUGCACCAUGGCUCAGUUCACCUUGCUGGCACUGCAUUUUCCAGUGUCGGCCUCACGCCAGCUAUGCCUGGUAAAUCCACCACAGCUUUUCUCCCCAUGCCUAGCAACGGGGGACUUGUAACCUAUGGAGCAACAGAAGCUUCUCAGGGGUACCUGCAGAACCACGCAGGAGGACAGCUCCUAAUACAGCCACCAGCCGGGAACUCGGGCUAUAUCCCUGCAUUUCAGACUGUGCCCUGGAAUGAAUUGUGUAUGCAAGGAGUUCCAUUUUCCAAUCAACUUUGCUCACAAAUGCAGUUUUCCGGCUCAGGAGGGGGAUGUUACUCAGCUGAGCAGGCACAGAACCUUCAGAACCAGAGUGGGCCUCCCAGUCCUUGUCUGCUGCAGCUGCCCAAAGCAGAAGGGCCAGGAUAUGCUGCUCUCUUGCUCUCUACUGAGCAAAUGGCAGAUCUAAAUUCAAACCUGGAUCACCAGUCACAGACACAACACAUGGCACUACUUGAAGAGGACUCUGAUAUGGACAAAAUCCCCAAAGAGGAAGACAAUAUUUCUGAUUUUCCCGAAGACAGCAAGAACUGACUCAGAACUGACUCAGGCUUCCUCGUGGAAAACAAGGGGGUUGAGAGAGAGAAAAAAUAUUAUGACUUUUGUUGUUUUUAAACCUUCUCUUGGAGAUAAACAGAAAAGAAUGUACU
Molecule: messenger RNA, 2246 nt
Organism: Podarcis muralis (Common wall lizard)
Lineage: Eukaryota; Metazoa; Chordata; Lepidosauria; Squamata; Lacertidae
Source: RefSeq, a predicted model, not a curated record